GCAAACAAAAAAGAAAAAGGAGGUGAGAUAGAAUUUUUUUUUUAAAAAAUGGGGAUGAUGAUUCUAUCAGCAGCAAGCAGCACUAGUCUGGUGAGAGCUGCUGCUUUAGAUACGAAGCCUAAGCUCCGAUACAAUCCCAAUUCGCCUCGUAGAAACCCUAAUUCUACCUCUUUCGUCCCACCACCACCGUCUUCUCCUGCGGCGACAGUAUUAGCAAGGGGAAGUAACGUCUCUGAUUUGCUCAAAGAAGAGAUUGGUGAUGAUGAGAAAUGGUUUCCAACUCCACCGAAAGUGGAUAAGCCUAGAUCCGUCUUCAAUGCUGCCUCGCUUGCUUACAUUGGCGAUUCCAUCUACGAGAUAUAUGCUCGUCGCCAUUUUCUUUUCCCUCCACUUAGUAUUGAAGAAUAUAACGACCGUGUUCAAGCAGUCGUGCGAUGUGAAGCACAAUAUGCUUUGCUUCAGAAGCUCGUUGAUGAGGAUUUCUUAACUAAAGAUGAAAGAGAGAUACUUCGGUGGGGGAAAAACGUAGGCUCUGUUAAAACAAGGUCAACUAGGCGUGCUGGUGUUGCGGUUUAUAACAAGGCCUCAUCAUUGGAAACACUUAUUGGCUAUUUGUAUCUAGCAAACGGCAAGAGAUUAGAAGAAAUAAUGCAGAAGAUGGGAUUUUCAAGUGGUUCUUCAACAGAGAUAAUGGUUAAGGAGGCCAAGCAAAAGCUAUCAGCUUUAAAAUAAACUUUAUAUAUAUAGCUGUAUCGUUGCAAAUGUUUUAGAACAUCGAAUCCACUUCAUCAAAACGUUAGAAUGUCGUGGUGACGUUUUUGUUCCAACCAAGUCCUAAGAGAGUGUUUGGUGAGAAGGGUCCUCAAAAGACCACGUAAAUGGCCCUAAACCGAACUGAAUCAAUGUAACAACCUAAGUACAUAUCUUUUUUGGGUCGGUCCAAUUCGGU
Eruca vesicaria subsp. sativa (arugula) is the source of this 949-nucleotide messenger RNA. NCBI's taxonomy places the organism in Eukaryota, Viridiplantae, Streptophyta, Magnoliopsida, Brassicales, Brassicaceae. The record is from the annotation of a GenBank genome assembly.